UGUUUACGUCAAGAUAACACAAAGAAACUAAUAAAAGACCACGUAAACGUAAACUAGCCAAUUAGUACAAACAAGAUUUAUCACGUUUUAACCUUUUAACAAGUUUUAAUAACAGCCAACAAAAUUUUUUCCUUAAUAUCAAUAAGUACGGCUUUUAUCCGUGCAGUCAUCACAAAAAUGGUACAAAACUCGGGACCAAGACCAUUAAUUUUAUGUGGACCAUCAGGGUCAGGAAAAAGUACAUUAUUAGUUAGAUUAUUGAAUGAUUUUCCAAAUACAUUUGGAUUUAGUGUAAGUCAUACGACAAGAAAGCCUAGACCAGGUGAACAAAGUGGCGUGCAUUAUCAUUUCACAACCAAAGAAGAAAUGACUGCGGCGAUCGAAAGAGGAGAAUUUAUUGAAAAUGCUGUAUUCAGUGGAAAUAUGUACGGAACUAGUUAUAAAUCUGUUGCAAAUGUACAAAAUGCUGGAAAAGUAUGCGUACUUGAUAUUGACAUGGAAGGUGUUAAACAAAUUAGAAAAACAGAUUUAAAUCCAAUAACAGUUUUUAUAAAACCUCCUUCACUUGAUGAACUUGAAAAACGUUUACGGAGUCGUGGAACUGAAACAGAAGAAACUCUUACAAAACGAUUAAAUGUAGCCCGAAAAGAAAUGGAAUACGGUGAAACACCUGGAAAUUUCCAUUAUGUUAUUGUAAAUGAUAAUUUGGAUAAAGCUUAUGAAGUUCUAAAAGAAGCUGUUGUUUCGGAAAUUAAAAAACAACAAUCAGAUGGUGUGAUUAUUAAAUUCGACUAAAUAUUUAUGUUGGUGAAU
Molecule: messenger RNA, 813 nt
Organism: Chrysoperla carnea
Lineage: Eukaryota; Metazoa; Arthropoda; Insecta; Neuroptera; Chrysopidae
Product: guanylate kinase
Exons: 5
Coding region: 178-795 (205 amino acids)
Biological process (GO): purine nucleotide metabolic process
Cellular component (GO): cytosol
Molecular function (GO): GMP kinase activity
Source: RefSeq, a predicted model, not a curated record